CAUUUGACAUUCCGAUAUACGGCUGAACGUAAUUGAACAAUGUGAAAAUGCACAGGAUAAACUGUGCAAUUACGAUAAGCAAUUAGCGUGUUCUCAUUUCGCUUGACAGCAGCAGCGAUACAGUAGCUGUGCAUACCUCCCUACACUCCUGUGAUAUUUGUACAUUCGUGAUAAAUUCGCUCCGUCUAGGCGUUAUAAGCUGGUGUGAAGGUGGCAGACAUGAUCUGCUUCCCCGACAGCGACGACAGUGACGAUGAUCCGUGGAACUCACUGCAGUCAGUGCAACAAAGGCAGUUACUGGGGCGCCACUACCGACCCGGAGCAGAACCAGACCAGAUCUUCACCGUCCAGGUGUACGACAUCAGGAACACCAGCCAGAUCGUCCCGGCAAAGUACGAGUCUUUCCCCGUCGACAGGAGCUCCUGCUGCAGCACAUCACGCACCCAGGCCAUAGCAGACAGGUAUGGAGUACCACUGGGCUCCGUCUACACUGACCGGAAGGAGAAAGAGGCUGUGAUUUAUAACGACCUUGACCUUCAUGUUGUGUUCAUUGAUGUCAGAUCUCAGAACUACCGGGCUCCUUCAUCCAACUACACAGAACAAGGCUGUGUGGGCAUUGAUCCCAAAAUGAGCGUUGCCUUUUUGAAGGAACUGAUCUGUCAAAGUGAAAAUUUUCAAAUUGGUGAAAACGUUGGUUUGUUUUAUAGGAAAAUACGUCUAGAUGACGAAGCAGCUAUUGGGGCUUGUGUGAAAUUUGGGGAUCAUUUGCUUUGUGUUGAUGAAGUAAAAUUACAGGUUUCUUGCUUCCAUCGUCCGAGACGGAAAAUUGAGAAUCAAUACAGACUGGACUGUCUAAAUACUUUAAAUGUAAGGGAGAUGAAGAACAGAUUCAGGGACACAUUCCAGGAGGACUUUCCCGGACUUCAAAAUGGAGCUGAGGACAUCUGGUUCACACAGGGUAAGAAUGUCCUAAAAGACGAGGACUUCCUGUUCAUCACAACUUCACUUCGGCAAGGGCUGAACGAUAGGGGGAGGAUGAUGGUUCACGUAAAGCCACCAACGUGUUUCCCCGUUGUGAUCAAAUUCCUUGGUUCGAACUCAAAAGAGGCUGUCUACCAUGUCCUGAUUGUGCCUCCUAAUAUAACAUCCUCCCAGUUUAGGUCCGAGGCUUCCGUUCUGGUUGAACAUCCUCCAAACGCUCUUCGUUUGCUCAUGAACAAUAAAAAACUAAGAAAGCCAGCGAUGAUAGAAGAAAAUGGGUUUGUUCCAAAUUGCGCUGUAAGUGUUAGAGUUGCGGAGAAAAUUGUUGUUAACAUAUGCGUAAAUAUGGGCAUGUCAAGUCUUCAGAACGUACAGGUGAACUUGUACAAACUUGACACAGUCUCUGAUCUGAAGAGGCUUGUCUCAAGGCAAACACAUGUUGAUCCGGCAGAUCUCCAGAUGUUCUUUGAGGACAAGGAAGUCAUCAAUGACAGACAGUUGAUGGACUAUCGCAUAAGAGAUGGCGACACACUGUUUGCUGUGCACUUCAAGGAUUCCAUCCAUCUCAUGAUUCGCCAACCUGGUAUGCCGCCAUCUUGUUUGACUGUGGAGAAGUUCAGACAGUGCAAAGUUAAAAAAGUUAAGAUGUUUCUUGCACAGGUCCUGCAGACAAACCGCGAGAAUGUGAAUAUCAUUCACAGGGGAAAAUGCUUAAUUGAGGACAUUAGCCUUGCGGACGCUGGGUUGUGUUCGGGGGACACGCUGUUGAUUCCAAGAGUCAUCAAAGACGAUUACAGGGUAGAGGGGAUGAAAAGAGUCUUCGUUUCAACGUGUGAUGGAACAGUCCGAGUCACGAUGGCAGUCCUCAAAGGAGGCAUAACGUUUUAUGCACCUGAGAGCAUCCCACUCCCCGAUAUUGAAGAGUUAUCUACCUUGAGAUGCAACAGGAACUGGUCACAAGGACUGAUGCUAGGAUCCAUAGAGUUGUCACGGUCAUCACCAAGAGAGUCUUCCUCCAGCAUCCAGUCCCUACAGCAGAGCUUCAGAACAUUUGUUGAGGCUUCAACCGAGUCUGAAUCAAGUCUCACCGAGUCAUUACGUUGCAAACAAAACCACAGUAGUCCUGACACGUCCACGAGGAUCCUGAAUCGUCCUUCCCUGAAACUCAUCCUCCCUGGCCAACAUUCAGAACCUGACAGCAGAGUCAAAAAACGGUUCACCUUGUGUAAAGAGCUUGCACAGGAAGGGGAUAAGGUCAUGUUCCGCGAGUCGUCCUUGUACGAGGAAGAUGUGUCUCAAGGUGGCUCCCAAAAACGAUUCCCUUCUUCGGAGCAAAUGGUCGACCCCACGUCCCCAGACGUGUCCGACACUGCUUCUCCCAAGGUGUUCCGAUCGCCGAGUCUUCUGUUUCCGCCACAAGCUAUACAAAACUCUAUUCUAGAAGGCGUCUCUCUUGAACUGGGUCAUUCCUGGAAGAGGGUAGCACUGAUACUCGGCCUGACUCACUCAGACCUGGAAAACCUGGAAUACCGUCACCAUGGCAACCUUCAUGAGCAGGCCCUACAGGCACUUAUGCUAUGGAAAAAACGUGAAUCAAAGAAGGCGACCAUAACCAAACUGAAAGAAGCCUUGAAAGAAUGUGGUCUAACGCUAGUUGCAGACGCCAUCAACGAAAACAUCAAAUAUGAAACAACAUGAAUUUUGUAAACAAGACAGUAUCCCUUCCAGGAUUCAUUCUAUGGGAAUGCCCUCCAUAAAAUUGUGAU
Molecule: messenger RNA, 2747 nt
Organism: Haliotis rubra (blacklip abalone)
Lineage: Eukaryota; Metazoa; Mollusca; Gastropoda; Lepetellida; Haliotidae
Exons: 4
Coding region: 220-2679 (819 amino acids)
Biological process (GO): positive regulation of extrinsic apoptotic signaling pathway; TRAIL-activated apoptotic signaling pathway
Cellular component (GO): CD95 death-inducing signaling complex; cytoplasm
Molecular function (GO): death receptor binding; caspase binding
Source: RefSeq, a predicted model, not a curated record